AUGGCUGUGGUCCGGCUGCUUGGCGCAAGUUGGCGGUCCUGGCGUAGGCUCAGCAGCACCUCCAGCGUGGACCUUGACAAGCCGGCUUCAACCCUCGGUUGGGAUGGUCCCAUCUUGGUGACGUAUCUGUCGGCAUCAGCCGCUCGGUUAUGUGGGUGUGUGUGGAAAGUGGGUGGCUUUCACCAUGGCAGGCCCCACCGAACGACUGAAGAUCACAACGUUCAAUUUUCAAGCGACUCCCAGACGGGAGUUCUGGCCAAGGCGGUCCGGCUGUCUGCCAAUGUGGUGUACCUAUGCUAUGUUUUGUGUGCCAAUGGCUCCGCCGCCUCCACGAUUCUGCGCCUCAACACGCCAUUUCGCUUGGUCCAAGUUCGGAUCUACGUUGUGUGGUUUGUGGGGCUUGUUACGAACUCCAUCUCUCUUUUCGACAACCCGUUUAUGCCCGCAGACCGUAUACCAGGUGAGCCCAGGGCAGCCCAGGGCGUGUCUUGUGAGACACAAACGGACGGGAAACAGACUGGAAGAUGCUGGCAUAUCUGA
This is a messenger RNA of Neurospora tetrasperma FGSC 2508, 540 nucleotides long. RefSeq lists its product as uncharacterized. The record is from RefSeq and is a predicted model, not a curated record. Bases 1 to 540 code for a protein of 179 amino acids. NCBI's taxonomy places the organism in Eukaryota, Fungi, Ascomycota, Sordariomycetes, Sordariales, Sordariaceae. The transcript has 4 exons.